Messenger RNA from Eimeria maxima, 4587 nucleotides. Its product is annotated as ABC transporter, putative. The transcript has 8 exons. Gene Ontology annotation, biological process: transmembrane transport. The record is from RefSeq and is a predicted model, not a curated record. Gene Ontology annotation, molecular function: ATP hydrolysis activity; ATP binding; ATPase-coupled transmembrane transporter activity. Gene Ontology annotation, cellular component: membrane. Lineage: Eukaryota; Apicomplexa; Conoidasida; Eucoccidiorida; Eimeriidae. Bases 1 to 4587 code for a protein of 1528 amino acids.
AUGUCGUCCGAGACGGAGCCGCUGCUGCAGCAAAAUGGAGCAGCAGCAGAAGACGAUGCAGCAGCAACAGCAGCAACACCAGCAGCACCUGCUGCUGCUCCAGCUGCUGCAGCCGAUGAUUUUCGCGUGGCUGUAGCCCCCUCGCCUGUUGCAGCUACAGCAUCAUGUUCAACAGCAGCAGCAACAGCAGCAGCAACAUUAGCAGCAGCACCAGCAGCAGCAGCACGAGCAGCAGGUGGUGGUAGGCGUUGGUAUUGGCCUUGGCGUUGGUCUUCAUCUUUUGGUGCUGCUGCAUGCAUAGCAGAAGCUGCGCAUACACCGCAAACCCUUGAGGAAUUAAGAGCUGCUGCUGCUGCUGCUGCUCUUCCCCCCCUAGAGACAACUAGCAGCAUACAAGCUGUUGCUACCUCUAUUAGCAACAGCCUGUUAUCCGAAGCAGCAGCAACGGCAGCAGCAGUCAACAGCAACAACGGCAGCAACACGACCAACAGCAGCAACAGCAGCAACAGCAGCAGCAGCAGCGAAGUAAAGCAGCAGAAUUUAUCUGUAUAUAAGGUUCUUUUUCGUCUAUUAACUCCUUGUGUUAUUCCUCUGUCUUUGUUGCGGCUGCUGGAGCUGCUGCUGUCUUCUUUCUCUCCUUUGCUGCUGGAGGCUAUUGUUGCAUGCAUUGAGUCGCCACAGCCCUACACUGCAGCAGCAGCAGCAGCAGCAGCAGCACAAGGAGGAGCAGCGGUACAAGGAGCAACAGGAACAGGAAAAGUAGCAGCAGCUGCUGCAGCUGCAGCAGCAGAGAAGGAAAAUUCAGGUUGGAGCCUCCCAACAUGGUGCAUGCAGCCCCACAACAGGUUGCUGCUGCUGUCGCUGCUGCUUGCUGCUGCUGCUUACCUGCAGGUCUAUCUAAAUGUUCGCUGCGGCUUCUGCAUGCGUCGUGUUGCACUUAAGGCAAAAAAUGCUCUUCUUGCUGCUGUCUUCGAGGCAGCAUUAAGACAGACACAUGCUCCUCUACCCUGCAGCAGCAGCAGCAGUAGUAGUAGUAGUAGCAGCAGCAGCAGUAGCAGAGAGGGUGCUGCUGUUGAGGGAAACGCGCUCGCCUUAGAUAACAAUGCAGCAGCAGCAGCAGCAGCAACUGCUGCUGCUGCUGCUAACGCCGAAGAAGCCACAGCUGCAGCAAGUACUGCUCCAGCGGCUUCUGCUGCUGCCAGAGCAGCAGCAACAGCAGCAACAGCAGCAGCAACAACAACAGCACCAGCAAUUGGUUGGGGUGAUGCAGCGGAUUAUCAGGGAAUGGGCGUUGACGGCUCCCAUGGGUAUAAGGGGACCCGCAAAGGCAGCAGCAGCAGCAGCAAUAGCAGCAGCUGCAACAGCAGCAGCAGUAGCAGCAGCAGCACUCGUUGGAGCAGCAAAGGCUACGGUCUGAUAGCUUCGGAUAAGCCGCCAACUCGUCUGGUGCGCAGUCGCAGCAUCGAGAGCAGUUGCAGCAGCAGCAGCAACAGCAGCAGCGACACCAACAGCAGCAGCAAGAGCAGCAGUAGCAGCAGCAGCAGCAGCAGCAGCAGCACAGGGGGUGCAUUGACACGAGCUGUCUCCUUUGGUGGCAGUUUGCAUCGCGCUGUCUCUAAGACUCUCUUUAAUGGUGCUGCUGCUGCUGUAUUAACAGCAGCAGCGCAUGCAGAAACUGCUGCUGCUGCAGCAGCGGAAGCUGUUGCUGCUGCUGCCGACCAUGGAGGAGCCAGCAGCAGCAGCAGCGCGGAGUCCUAUCUGUCGGCAUUGAGUGACGAAGAUGGAGUAAGCGAAGGAGACAGUCGUUUAUUCUCUGAGGGUUUUUCUUCUGCAAGACAAGUGUCUAGUCAAGAGGAGACAGAUGCUGCUCCCUCAUUAGAGGUGCAGCAAAUUAGCAGCGUGCUUCCUCCUGAUGCUGCUGCUGCUGCUGCAGCAGCAGCUGCUGCAGCUGGUAUGGUAUCAUCACCAGAAGACAGCGUCGGAACGGGGUAUCUGGAGGCGGAAAGCUGCCGGGACAGCAGCAACAGCAGCAACAAAGGAUGCAGCAACAACAGCAGCAGCAGCAGCAGCGGGUUCUCAAGUGUCUCUGGUGCAGUGACACCGGACAUAUCUGAAGACCCAGCAGCAAGCACACAGCAACAGCAGCAGCAGCAGAAGCAGCAGCAGCAGCAGUAUGAGUGUUUAACUUCCCCUAAGCCUCAUUCACCGUUGUCCAGUUCUUUUUCUGCUGCGGGCAGAGACAGCAGCAGCAAGCGCAGCAGCAGCAGCCGCAACAACAGCAACAGCAACCCCACCACCACCAACACUACCACCACCACCAACAACAACAACAACAACAGCAACAGCAGCAGCAGCAGCAGCAGCAAGAGUGGUUCUGCUGCACUAGAGGAUAUGUUUAUUAAUACAAUUACGUUUAGGUCGUUGUUUACGUCAUUUAACUCAUCGAUUAAUGAGCUGCAGAGACACCCGAGUUCGUGCAUGCAGAGAGUUGCUGCUGCAUAUAAGGCAAACAAAGAUAAUGGGGGGAGAGAAAUGGGGCUUUUUAAGGGUCUGGUUGCUGCACUAAGUUGUCUCUUAGCUCGCAGCAGCAGCAGCAGCAGCGGCAUGGUUACGGAUUGUGGUAGUGAUACUGGUACGAGUGGUGCCAGUGGGACGGGUGGUGAUGCAGGCUGCAGCAGCAACAGCUACAGCAGCAGCAGCAGCAGCAACGCGUUACGAGCUAGUCGCCUAUUUGCUACCUUAGCCUUAAUAGAUAAGGCACUACAGGCCCUUAAUGGAUUACCAACGUUAAUGGCAGAUAUAACUGCUGCUGCUGUUGCAUUAAAACGUCUUGGUAAAUGCCUUAAACCAACGCCUGCUGCUCUGCAUGCAUACAUGCUGCAGCAGCAACGCAUGCAGCAGCAACAACGGAUGCAACAGCAACAGCAACCCUUGGCACUUCCGCAGCAGCAGAAAGCAGAUAACUUCAAUCCAACUGCAACGGCGAACGAAGCAGCAGAAACCUCAUACGAAGCCACAACAGAUCCAGCAGCAGCAGCAACAGCGGAUCCUGCUGCUUCUCCAGUGAUAUCUUUUAGGCAUGCAUCUUUUGGCUGGCGGCCUCUCCGUCCUAAUGAUUCUCCCUCUCUUGCCGAUUGCUGCUUCUCCCCUACUGCAUCUGCUGUAGACAGCCCCAAGAAGACCAGCGCUAACCAAUACAGCACCAGCAGCAGCAACAGCAGCAGUGGCGACAGACUGGCGCCUGAUGCGGCGUGUGUCCCCCGUGGAACCCAAGGCCGAACGCCUGCACCUGUAUCUGCAGCAGCAGCAACUGCAGCAGCAGGGGAAGAAAAGGUCCCCUGCUGUUUGCGCAGCAACAGCGCGGUGCUGCAUGAUGUAGAGAUGGAUAUACACCCGGGGUUACACAUUAUCGUCGGCAGAUCAGGCAGCGGCAAGAGUAGUCUUCUUGCUGCUGUCUUAGGGGAAAUGAGUCUCCUUAGAGGAGAGGCCUUCCUUAACCUCCCUAGACACUCCAACAGCAGCAGCAGUAGCAAAGGCGACAAGAACGAUCAGCGUUUGUCGAAUUUAACGCCUGCAGCAGCACCUGCAGCAGCGAAUGCAGCAGCAGCAGUACCUGCAGCAGCAGCAGCAGGGGUAUCAGAUGGCAGCAAUUGUGCUAGUGAGAUAAGUGUUGACGAUCCAUGGGAGUUUGUGGGAUUUUGUCCACAGCAGCCAUUAAUAUUUGAUGGAUCCGUCAGCAGCAACAUAUUAAUGGGGAGGCCGCUGCUGCCUGCUGCUUAUAAACAAGUUGUGCAUGCAUGCGCUCUUGAUAAAGAUAUAACGGCAGUAGGAGGACAUGACAGCCCCAUUGAUGCAGGAGGACACAGACUUAGCGGGGGGCAGCGUGCACGGAUUUGUUUGGCUCGGGCUAUCUACAGUGCUGCAGCAGUUUCAGCCUGUGCUGCUGCUCAGGAGAAGCAACAACAACAACAACAGCAGGAGCAGCAUGAGGUGGCUAAGGGGCAUGCAAACACCGGCGAUGCUGCUGCUGCUGCGCCAUUUGACGCAUAUAAGCUGGGGCGGCUAGCAGCAGCAGGGGGUCGGGCUCUCUAUCUAAUAGAUGAUCCUUUUAGUCCCUUAGAUGCUGUCACUGCCAUGGUCAUAUGGAAACGCGUCUUCGCACCGGGAGGAGUAUUGAGUGGGCGUACAGUGCUGCUGGUGGUGCAGCAAUCAUUUUUGGAGAUGUUGGAUGCUGCUGCUGCUGCAUCGACAUUUGUGCUGCUGUCAGGAGGAGCAGCAACUCAAUGUUUGUCCCUUCAAGACCUGCGCAGCAGGCAAAGAGGGCGGGAGGGCAGCAGCGCCCUGAGCAGCAGCAGCAAAACAAGCCGCUGCUACAGCAGCAGCAACCAAGACCAGCAAGCUUCCACUUGCAUACAGGGCGAGGCUAGCUCGGCAGGCCAAGGGGAAAUCAUGGAGGCGCCUGAACCUGCUGCUGCAGCUGCUGCUGCUACUGAUGUUGCUGAUGCUGCUCCUGCUACUGCUGAAGAGAAGGCGUAUGAGUCUCUGGCGGUCCUCCGCCUUUUGCAGGUUUACAUCAUUGGGUAUUAA